AUGGAGAAGAAAAUUAAAGCCGCGCAAUUAAAAAAGCGCCAAGCUCAAGCGCUGAUUAAGAACAUUGAGCAGUUCAAAUUAAACUUUACCGACAGUGAUGUGAAUGAAAUUCCCGUGUGUUUGGAACAGUUAGAGCAACAUAAUGCCAAUUUUAUGGAUGCAAUCUCCAAACUGGAAGAGUUGGAUGAGUCAGCGGAAUCACUAGAGACAUACCUGCAAGAAAGGUGCGAGAUGGAUAAUGUGUAUCGCAAAAUAAAGGGAUUCUUGCUUCAGAAGCAACCAUGCGAAGCAAAUCCGCUAAAUGCUUCAAUGUUGUUUGCGAACACGAGUGUUGGGGCGUCAGGUCAUUCGGGACCAAGUUUACGGCUCCCGAAAAUCGGAUUACCAUCCUUCGAUGGUGAUUCAACGAAGUGGCUCUCCUUCCGUGAUCGAUUUGUAUCGAUGAUCGAUUCGUCAGCAGAGAUUCCGACGAUCAUGAAGCUGCAGUACCUGUUGUCGUCAUUGAAGGGGGAAGCCGCGCUGCUCUUCGAGCACACCACGCUGAUAGCAGACAAUUACGCUGGCACAUGGGCCGCAAUGUUGAAAACUUACGACAACCCGCGUAUGCUGGUCCGGCAAUAUCUGCGGAAAAUUCACCAUCUCCCAGCGGUGAAAUCGGAGUCUGCGGAAGAAUUGGCGCACUUGGUCGUCGAGUUUAAGCGUCAUGUAGACGGCUUAGAAAAGCUGAAGGAACCUGUCGACAGUUGGGAUGCUCCGCUCACCACCUUGAUGUUCUUCAAGCUGCAUCCCUCAACUAUGCUGGCUUGGGAAAAGCAUUCGUCGCAAGCACCUCGAGAUAAGUAUAAGGAUCUCAUCGAGUUCUUACAAAGUCGUGUACUUAUUCUCAGGUCAACUCGGCAAUUCACGGAAGACAUAAAGGCCAAUACGGCAAUGGUGGCCGGCGGCGAGCAUAAAGUAGGAGCAAGGCCGAAAACUGCAGUGAAUGCAGCGACAACACGGCACUCGACGCAUGGCCAGUCCAACGGCAUGCAGCUACCUUGCCCGAUGGGUUGCGAAGAGGUGCACAAUCUUCGCAGCUGUCCUGAGUUUCUGAAAGGAGAUGUCCAGCAUCGGCGAGAAGUGGUGGCGAAGGAGCGGCUAUGCUUCAACUGCCUGAACCAAAACCACCAAGUGAGGUCAUGUAAGUCACUUAAUCGUUGCAUUACGUGCAACGCCAGACAUCAUAGCCUAUUACAUGACAACACACGUCCGAAAGUGUCGAUGGCGGCAAAGGCCGAACAAGAGAUGUCAUUUCUUGAAACGGCAUUGCUUUGGGUGGUCGAUGACCAUGGUAUUCGGCAUGAAGCACGAGCGCUCUUGGAUUCAGGAUCGAUGUGCAACUUCAUCUCGGAAUCCUUAGCGCAAAAGUUGCUUACCACGAGAUCGAAGGUUAAUGUUUCGAUCAUAGGUAUCGGUCAAGCGGUACAACAAGUUAAAGGGUCCAUCGAUGCUGCAGUGCAAUCGAAGUCAGAGCAGUUUUCAACCACUAUGGAAUUUCUGAUUUUGAAAACACCGUCUGCUGAGAUUCCAAUCACACCGAUCGACACAACAUCAUGGAAGAUUCCGACUGUCUCGUUAGCAGACCCAUCAUUCCACAUCCCAGGGAGAAUAGAUAUCGUCAUCGGUAGUGACGCAUAUUGGGAAAUGCAUACUGGCAGAAAGCGUGCACUAGGUAGAGGUAGACCAUGGUUGGUAGAGACGCCCUUCGGUUGGACAGUCUCUGGGAAUAGUUCCCACACAUCGGCUUCGAGCCAACGGUCCUGCCUCACCACCGUUAGUCAAGCUUCGCUUGACACUAUGCUGCAACGUUUCUGGGAAACAGAGAGCAUCCUAGAAGGUCCCGCGUUAUCCAUAGAAGAGGACCAAUGCGAGAAACAUUAUGCGGCCACUACAACGCGUGAUAGUCAAGGUCGAUACGUAGUAAGCUUGCCGCAUAAGACCGAUUCCAAGAUUGUAUUGGGACAAUCUAGAGCGAUAGCCGAUCGCCGGCUCGUUGCCGUUGAACGACGAUUGUUGAACAAUCCUGAAAUGGAGGUAGAAUAUAAACGGUUCAUGUCCGAAUACGAAACAUUGGGACAUAUGAGAAAACUCACCGAACCCGUUGAUGAUAGUGCUCCGCAUUAUUAUAUCCCUCACCAUGCGGUGGUGAAGGAAACGAGUACGACCACGAAGGUACGUGUUGUCUUCGAUGCAUCCUGCAAGACAACAUCUGGGUACUCGUUAAACGAUACGCUGCUCGUAGGCCCAACAGUACAAGAUGAUUUGUUUACGAUUAUCUUGAGGUUCAGAAAGCACGCCAUAGCCCUAGUAGCAGAUGUCGAAAAGAUGUAUCGACAAGUUCGUCAUUGUGAAAGUGAUCACAAACUGCUGCGCAUUCGGUACCGAGAAAGAUUCACCGACCCGAUAGCAACGUACGAGUUGCAAACAGUUACCUACGGUACUGCCUCAGCGCCAUUUUUGGCCACACGCACGUUGCAACAGAUUGCGCACGACCACAAGGGCCAGUACCCCAAAGCGAUUGAUCCAGUUCUGCACGACUUCUAUGUGGAUGAUCUAUUGACCGGUGCGGCGGACCUGGCAGAAGCCAUCGAAGUGCGCAAGCAAAUUUCGCAAAUGCUUGAUUCAGCCGGCUUUGCAUUGAAGAAGUGGGCGUCAAAUGUCCCUGAUGCACUACGAGAUGUCUCACUAGAGGAUCUUGCGAUCCAAUCGAUGCAUGAAUGGAAGGACGGCCAAGCAAUAUCAACGCUAGGUAAACUGCGACGAGUAAUGGGAUACUGCUUGCGAUUCAUCGAAUGCAGCCGAGCAAGCAAGGUAUCAGCGAGCAAGUGCAACAAACCGACGUCUAUCAAGGAGUUGGAAAAUGCUGUUCCUUCGCUUACGGCGACGGAACUGCAAAUUGCGGAACUGAGGUUGUGCCAGCUAGCACAACGGGAUUCAUUCGCGGAAGAGCUGGACGACCUGCAACGAGGGAAACGUGUUGGUGAAAGAUCGAAGCUGAAGUGGUUGUCACCGUACCUUGAUGAAGGAGGUAUGUUACGCAUCGGUGGCCGGCUGGGAAAUGCGAACAUUUCCAAGGAUGUUAAGCACCCCAUCAUCCUUGCGGCUUCACAUCACCUAUCUUCACUGUUAGUAUCAGCAUAUCAUCUGAAGUUACUACAUGCUGGUCCGCAGUUGAUGUUGGCAACGAUUCGACAACGCUUCUGGUUGAUUGGUGGUCGAAAUCUUGCAAGGAGCGUUUACCAUCGAUGCCACACUUGUUUUAAGAACAAGCCGGUAUUGGUGAAGCAGGCGGUAGCUGAUUUGCCUGAAUCACGAGUGACACCGACGAGACCAUUUGCAGUUAGCGGUGUGGACUAUUGCGGACCAUUUCUGUUGAAAUCAACGAUCCGCAACCGGAGUCCAACAAAAGCAUACAUCGCGAUCUUUGUGUGCUUCUCAACGCGAGCAGUUCACAUCGAGUUGAGGCAAAGUCUCUGA
Messenger RNA from Anopheles moucheti, 3516 nucleotides. RefSeq lists its product as uncharacterized. The transcript is spliced from 3 exons. NCBI's taxonomy places the organism in Eukaryota, Metazoa, Arthropoda, Insecta, Diptera, Culicidae. Gene Ontology annotation, molecular function: nucleic acid binding. Bases 1 to 3516 code for a protein of 1171 amino acids. The record is from RefSeq and is a predicted model, not a curated record.